CAAAAGAAUAGGAAGACACGCUGCGUCAAGUUGGACCAUGCAUGCAAAAAGACGCUCGGCCGCUGCUUGAAAUUCAAUGCCCGCGAUAAGAAAAAAUAAAAUCGGAUUGGCAGUUCACCAGGAAGUCCCGUGUAUUUGAAAGCUAUACCACCAUGAGCGAGUCGGACGAUCUUGAUGAGCAGAAUCUUCAGUUCGAAACCAAUGAGAAGGUGCUCUGCUUCCAUGGACCCCUAAUCUAUGAAGCCAAGAUUCUUAAUCGACAGUGGAUGGACGAGACACCCGAGUUGCAAGGACCGCAUUAUUAUGUUCAUUACAAAGGCUGGAAACGUACAUGGGAUGAAUGGGUCCCCGAAAGUCGAGUGCUUCGCUGGAACGACAGCAAUCUCAAAAUACAACAACAGCUGAAAGAUCUCUAUACCAACAAAAAAUCUAAUCGCAGUUCAUCUUGUUCCGAUUCAUCCACGAGCAACGAUCUCGCGUCAAAUAACAAAAAGCGGCAACGCCAAUUAGCCGAUCUCGACGAAAAGGAAGAGGCUUUCCUGAACAAUCCCGAAAUCCGGAUAGAUAUACCCGAUACUUUGAAAGGUCAAUUGGUAGAUGACUGGGAGAAUAUCACCAAAGAUCAACAGCUUGUUCCAUUACCGAGAACUUUGACCGUUUCGCAAAUCUUGGAACAGUAUAAACAAUUCAAAAAAGAGAAAAAAGGCAACCGAGACUUAAACGAAGAGUUCCUUGACGAAAUCCUGCAUGGUAUUCGUACCUAUUUCAACAAAGCCCUCGGCACCAUGUUAUUAUAUAGGUUUGAACGCCAUCAAUAUGCAAAUAUACGAAAACAAUAUCCCGAGAAGGAAAUGGCAGAUCUAUAUGGCGCAGAGCACCUUUUACGUUUAUUUGUGCAAUUACCUACCUUGAUCGCACAUACAGAUAUGGAUACCGAUGCCGUAUUUGUACUGACAAGAUAUCUAACGGAUCUUUUGCGUUAUAUGCAAAAAGCCCAACGAUCUCUCUUUCUAAGCGAAUAUGAAAAUGCGCCACCCGGUUACGCAUCCGUCACCAAUAGCGACUAACGAUAAUGGCACAGAUUAUUGAACUCACCAUACUGUUACUGACUACCUUUGACCGCAAAGAAAUCAGAUUAUGGCUUUACAACGGGCCUACGUUGCCGAAUCACAUCACAUUUAUCGAGCUGCAUAAUACAUCAUAUUAACCUGCAUGAAGAUCCACGUUCUUUGCGUGACAGAGGAUUUGUCAUUCACAAAGAAAAAGUUAUACAUCUCGACUAGUUUUUACUGUCCCUGAAGUGCGACGGAUGGAUUAAAAUGAGUGGACCCUAUUAUUGUAAAUCGAGUCAUUGAAGUCUUUCACGUAAUGUGCACAUCCUUUUCUCUUUGAUGGAUAGAUUAUCAUGUAAUGAUUGGCAAUGCAGAUCCGAUUUGACAGAG
This is a messenger RNA of Radiomyces spectabilis, 1442 nucleotides long. RefSeq names its product MRG-domain-containing protein. The coding region runs from base 153 to 1067 and encodes 304 amino acids. The transcript has 8 exons. Gene Ontology annotation, biological process: regulation of DNA-templated transcription; chromatin organization. Gene Ontology annotation, cellular component: NuA4 histone acetyltransferase complex; nucleus; Rpd3S complex. The record is from RefSeq and is a predicted model, not a curated record. NCBI's taxonomy places the organism in Eukaryota, Fungi, Mucoromycota, Mucoromycetes, Mucorales, Radiomycetaceae.